GGCUGUGACCCCUUGGCCCAAACCCAACGCAGCAAACUGCAGCAUCGCCGGGCCCGGAUCAACCAGCAGAUCAACAAGGAGAUGAGGAUGAGAGCUGGGGCAGAGAACCUCUUCAGGGCCACCAGCAACCACAAAGUCAAAGAGACAGUCGCCCUGGAGCUGAGCUACGUGAACUCCAACCUGCAGCUGCUGAAGGAGGAGCUGGAGGAGCUGAACAGCAGCAUGGAUGUCUACCAGAACGACAGUGAGUCCAUCAGCGUCCCCAUGAUCCCUUUGGGCCUGAAGGAGACGAAGGAGCUGGAUUUGUUGACACCCUUGAAGGAUUUCAUCAGUGAGCACUAUGGAGAAGAGGGCAUCUUGUUUGAGAAGGAAAUCCAAGAGUUCAUGGAGCUGCGGCAGGCGAUGCGCACCCCGAGCCGCAGCGAGGCCGGGCUGGAGCUCCUCAUGGAGUACUACAACCAGCUCCACCUCCUCGACAGCCGUUUCUUCCCUCCCAACAGGAGCCUGGGUGUCUUCUUCCACUGGUACGAUUCCCUGACGGGGGUCCCAUCCCACCAGAGGGCUCUGGCCUUCGAGAAGGGCAGCGUGCUCUUCAACAUGGGAGCCCUGCACACCCAGAUCGGGGCGCGGCAGGACCGCGCGGCCCUGCCCGGCCUCAACCAGGCCAUUGAGGCCUUCCAGAAGGCAGCUGGUGCCUUUAACUACUUGAAGGAGAACUUCUCCAACGCUCCCAGCCUGGACAUGAGCGCCGCCUCCUUGACCAUGCUGGUGCAGCUGAUGGUGGCCCAGGUCCAGGAGUGUGUCUUUGAGAAGAUGACCUUGCUACGUGCCCAGCACGACUUCCUCGCCCGCCUGCAGCUCGCCCAGGAGGCAGCAAAGGUGGAAGAUGUCUACUCGCUGGUCCACCAGACCAUGAGCCAGGCCCACGUGAAGGACUACGUUCCCUUCUCCUGGACCACCAUGGUCCACGUCAAGUCGGAGCAUUUCAAAGCCCUCUCCCACUACUUUGCUGCCGUUGCUCUUUGUGACUGCCCUGCAACCUCUGAUGCUGAACUGCCAGAGCAGGAGAAGGCUUUUCUCCAGUUCCAUGUCACCAUGCCAGAGGGACCAUCGCUCCGUGUCCUGCUGCAGGACCCUGAGGAGAGGAGGAAGCUGG
Molecule: messenger RNA, 1156 nt
Organism: Merops nubicus (carmine bee-eater)
Lineage: Eukaryota; Metazoa; Chordata; Aves; Coraciiformes; Meropidae
Gene: RHPN1
Product: rhophilin, Rho GTPase binding protein 1
Exons: 9
Biological process (GO): signal transduction; negative regulation of stress fiber assembly
Source: RefSeq, a predicted model, not a curated record